Molecule: messenger RNA, 2179 nt
Organism: Bombina bombina (fire-bellied toad)
Lineage: Eukaryota; Metazoa; Chordata; Amphibia; Anura; Bombinatoridae
Product: cytochrome P450 3A9
Exons: 14
Coding region: 23-1525 (500 amino acids)
Molecular function (GO): heme binding; oxidoreductase activity, acting on paired donors, with incorporation or reduction of molecular oxygen, reduced flavin or flavoprotein as one donor, and incorporation of one atom of oxygen; iron ion binding
Source: RefSeq, a predicted model, not a curated record
AUACACUACUGGGUAAGCUGUAAUGUUCUUCAUACCAAGCCUAUCGGCCGAGACCUGGGUUCUCCUCGCCAUUUUCUGGGUCCUUCUUCUCUUAUAUGGAAUUUGGCCUUAUGGGUUUUUUAAGAAGCUGGGAGUUCCGGGACCUCAGCCUUUUCCAUAUAUAGGGACUUUUCUGGGGUACCGCAAGGGUGUUGUGCAAUUUGAUAUGGAAUGCUUCAGGAAAUAUGGGAAGCUUUGGGGGCUUUAUGACGGCAGAGUCCCAGUGCUUGCGGUAUUGGAUCCAGCUAUCAUUAAAACCAUUCUGGUGAAAGAAUGUUACACAAACUUCACAAACAGGCGGAGUUUUGGUCUAAACGGUCCUCUAAGCUCGGCUAUCACUAUAGCUCAGGAUGAGCAAUGGAAGAGAAUACGCACUGUGUUGUCGCCCACAUUUACAAGUGGGAAACUCAAGGAGAUGUUUCCCAUAAUGAAGGACUACUCCAAUAUUCUUGUGAAGAACAUACAGGACUACGUGGAAAAUGACAAGCCAUGUACCAUGAAAGAAAUAUUUGGAGCCUACAGCAUGGACGUAAUCACCAGCACUUCAUUUGGAGUGAAUAUUGACUCGCUCAACAAACCUAAUGAUCCUUUUGUUACACAAAUCAAGAAACUGCUAAAAUUAGGCUUGUUCAGUCCACUUCUCAUCUGUGUGGUGCUUUUCCCGUUUUUAUUGCCUAUUCUUGAGAAAAUGAACGUACAGUUGUUCCCAAAAGAUAUUUUGGAUUUUUUUAUGAAGGCCAUAACCAACUUCCAGGAGAACCGGAAGAAAAGUGACCCCUCUGGCCGGGUGGACUUACUUCAACUUAUGGUCGAUUCAAGAACAGCAGAUGUGAGUGAUCAACAAAAAGCUCUGACAGAUGAUGAAAUAAUGGCCCAGUCGAUAGUCUUCAUAAUUGCUGGGUAUGAGACCACAAGCAUGGCACUUUCCUACUUGUUUUAUAAUUUGGCAACCCACCCAGAUGUUCAGCAAAGACUGCACGAGGAAAUAGAUUUCCACUUCCCAGACAAGGCUAUUCCUACUUAUGAUAUCCUGAUGCAAAUGGAGUACUUAGAUAUGGUGAUCCAGGAAACCCUUAGGUUGUACCCCCCAGCAGGUCGUCUGGAAAGGGUUUCCAAGCAAAAUGUUGAGAUUAAUGGAGUUACCAUUCCAAAGGGGACAAUCACCAUGAUUCCUGCUUUUGUUCUGCACAAGGACCCUGAGUACUGGCCAGAACCAGAAGAGUUCCGCCCUGAAAGGUUCAAUAAAGAAAACAGAGAGACACAGAAUCCAUACACCUUCCUUCCCUUUGGGGCUGGGCCAAGGAACUGUAUUGGGAUGAGAUUUGCUCUCUUGAGUAUGAAAACCGCUAUUACUGUCCUACUGCAAAACUUCUCCUUCCGGCCGUGUGCAGAAACCUUGAUUCCCAUGGAGUUCAGCACAAAUGGAUUUUUACAGCCAAAAAAGCCAAUUGUCCUGAAGAUCAUCUCCCGGAGAUCCGCUGAAUAAGACAAAAACAUGGCGCAAACUCGCGUUACUAUUGCUGGAUACCUUUAUAAUAAUGUCUGUGCCUGAGGACAAAAGCCCAGACUGGCUCCUGCAAUUAAGGCAAAAGGUGUUAAAGGGACAGUAAAGUCAUAAUUAGACAUUCAUGAUUCAGACAGAGCAUACCAUUUAAUACAACUUUCCAAUUUGCUUCUAUUAUUUCAUUUGCUUCUUUCUCUUGUUAUCCUUUGCUAAAAAAUGUAUCUAGGAACGCUCAGGAGCAGCGAAGAACCUAGGUUCUAGCUGCUGAUUGGUGGCUGCAUAUUUAUACCGAUUGUCAUUGGCUCACCCAUGUGUUCAGUUAGCAACCAGUAGGGCAUUGCUGCUCCUUCAACAAAUGAUACCAAGAGAAUGAAGCAAAUCUGAUAAUAGAAGUAGACUGAAAAGUUGUUUAAAAUUGUAUGUUCUACCUAAAUCAUGAAAGAAAAGUUUUGGGUUUCCUGUCCCUUUAAUUUGUUUUAAAAAUGUUAAUACUUGUCUGAUGUUAUUCUAUAGCAACACAAAUGUCUUCUAAUUACACAAUGUCACUGUCCCUUUAAAUUGUUUUAAAAUUGUUUAUUUUUAUGUAACUUUUGUAAUUCAGUUCAUCACGAUCAGAAAUAAACAAAAGUAAAACAA